UCCGAGCAGAGCUUACAGUCCUGGCAUCGCCUCUCGAGGGGCCGAGCAGAGCUUUGCCGAGAGAGCUUGCGGCCCGAAAUAUGUCGAUGCGUCCGGAAAUAACCGCGCUAACCGCAACACUUUCCUCCUGAGUUAACUCGCCAACCCCGGAACACGCCUCGCCGCCGUGCGCCGGAAGAGCUUUCGAUGAGCUUCCGAAGUGCCGUGUAAGGGAAGGAACCUUGAAAAGGGACACGCGUCGCCGAAGUGCGCUGGAAGAGCCUCCGUUGAGCUUCCAAAGUGCCAUGUAAGGGAAGGAACCUCGAGAGGGAAUCCUGGAACACGCGUCGUGGUGCGCCCGGAAAGUUUCCACUGAGUUCUCGUAGAGCUUGCGGUGAGCCUUGGUGGUACCAUGUAGAUAAAGAAAUUUUGAAAGGGAAUCUCGAAGAAAGAGAGCUUUCCUCGGAUUUUUCUGGUACCGUAUAUGGGAGAGAACCUCGGACCAAGGGACCACCUCGAGAUGGGAACCGUCGACGAGCUUUCGCUGCAGCUUUCGGAGGUGUCGACAUGAGAGCUUCGGAAAGCUCGAGUGGACCUCCGAAACCACCUCUCGAGCUGAUCCAAGACCGAGGAUCUUCUUCUUGGACCUCGGAAAGCUGUUAAGCUCGAGGAAAGUGGAGCUUUCGCGUGGUGAUUGAGGGGAAUGCCUGGAAUCGCGAGAGACGCAUCGCGGAGCCCGGUAAGGGGGCUCGAAUAAAAUAGAAAUUAACAUUUUUAUUUAACAAGGGACUCGUACCACUCAUUGUCAUUCCCGAGCAAGCGAGGCUAAAGUGCUGGAAUGCUUAUUUAAGACUCGCAUGGAAUUUUUUGAUUUCUUCGGGGAUGACAAUUUACGAUUGCGCUAUAUACUCUGAUAUAGCCAAGUCUUUGAAGCACUAUGGUGCUGUAUGGGGGCAACUUGUAGGUUUCCUUCCCUCGACCGGAAAUUGAUUUCAUCGAAAGGCCUCCGAAAGUGUCAUACCUGGGGAAAGUCUUUGGAAAAAAGGGGAAACACCCUGAAAAGACUCUUCGAUACCAAAAGGUCCAAGCAACCUGGAUUUAAUUUCUGCCUCUUCCUCGAGGAAGCUGCUGGAUAGCAUCCGGAGAUACCCCGAAGAGAAAACAGGAAACAAAAUCCAAGAUGGCAGAGAAGUCGAUGCCGGAGAGCAGAGUCGACCCUGGAGGCCCGAGGACCUCGGAACCAUCGCCAGGGUCGGCAAGAGAGGAUCAAGGUCCUCUUCGAGGGUGCGAGGCUCCCCGGGAGCGGAAGAAGCCUCGACGAGAAAAACUGGACCCGAGCCAGCUUCCGGUCCCACCACCAGACCCGGAGACCAACGUCUUCGACGAGGCCUUCACCCGACAUAAGGCGCAGGUGGAGGCGGAGGCCUUGAGGAAGGAGGGCGAGUUCCUGGAUUACUUGAUGGACCUGCCGAGCCCCCCAGGGGUGGAGGUACCCCCGUGCCUCUCCAGGUCGACGUCGACCUUCGCCGCGAGUCUUGGCCGAGCCGAAGACGCCUUCGAUCACCUGGACAGGCUGUACUCGCUGAUGGAACAGGUGCUGAAUCUGCGCGACCGGAACUCGAAGCUCUGCCGGAGGAUCCGCGAGCUGGAGCGGCUGCGAGCCCUGAAGAGCGCCCAUUUGGACCUGGAGAGAGCCGCCCUGGCAGGAGAGGAACUGGUGCUCCCCGAGGAAGACGCAGCCUUCGCGGAGUGCCUGCUCGCGGCGAUGCUGGCCACCGCGCCCGAGCCGACCCCGAAGAGGAACCUGAGGCCGCCACUUCCUCGCCAGAGAAGUCGGUCCCUUGCGGUCGACCUGCCGGGCUCCUUCAGCCCCGGGGACGUCGGCAGGUUCUCCAGGAGGUCCACUCCUGGGAACGGUGGGAAUAAACGCGCCGUGGGCCUAGGUCGACCCCCCAAGGUUUCAAAGUGGACCAAGGUUAAGGCGGCCUUCAAAUGGGAACGCGCCUACACCGGGGGCGACCACGUGGAGAACGACGUCUCCAGGUUCCUCAGAGUGCCGGAGAAUAACGACGGCUCCGUCGUCUCCGGAUCUUCCCCCAGGACUGCGGAAAUGUCCGCGCCCCCGACUCCUGGCACUCUGUCUUCGUCUUCCUCCACCGAGGACAUCUUCCACGGGUCCAACAAGAGCACGUCCAACAAUUCCGGACAACUGUCUCCUCGUUCAAGGGAAGACGGCAGAGACGAGGAACCCGGUCGUCGAAGUCGGUCCCUCGGCGGAGAUGCAUCCAUUCCUCACAGCAUCGCAUUCUUCGCGUCCACCUCCAAGGACGUCGGAAGGCCAAGGAUCCAGAUCACAGGCGAGCGGUCUCCAGCGCCGGCGUCGCCGAGGAAACCAUCCGGGCAGGAAAACGAGGUCGUGGACUUGGCGACCAGAAGGUUGACACCUACUUUGACCAUCACGGUUCCAUCCAACGAGGAACUCAGAUGCACCUCCUCCCCGGAAUCGGUCUCGCCUCUGCUCACACUUCUCCUCGAUUCCGGCGAGGAAAGAUCGCCCUCCGAGGAAUUCGACUCGCCGAAGCGUCCACCCACAACGAGCCAAAACGAGUCCUCGCAGUUCUCGGUCACGAGGUCGAGGACCUGCCAGGAAGUGCCCUCCGAGUUCAGGAGACAGAGGUCGGUGAAGGCGGAGUCGCAGACCUCGUCCCCUAAGACCCAGAGACACGAUUCCAAGUGGAACAAAGUCAAGAAGGCCUUCCUGACGAACGCUGCCUCCAUUCCUUCCAGCCCCAACAGGAUUUCGUCCUUUUUCGACGAAUCGGACGGCCUGGCGAGUUACAACGCAAGUGCGGAGGACCUGGAGAACGAUUUGGCGAGCUCGGCCAUCCAGGCCGAGAUUCAGAGAAAUUAUCAGCUGCUCCACGAGAAACUGAGUGCCGAAUUCUACCGGAAGCUGGCCGAAUGGGACAAGCUUAAGUCGGGGUCGCCGGCGAGCAGUCCGCAGCCUCUGGUCCAGGAAACGAGAGACUCAAGGGGAGGAAAUCCCUCGAGGAGUUCGGCGGGGCUUCGGAUGCUGGGCGAGGAGCAGCUGACCCCAGAGUUCAAGAAGAAGCUCCGAGAGUGGAAGAGGAUCAAAAAAGGCGAGUGCAGCCCUACGAGCUGCGAACAGCAAGCAGCGAGGAAACGAAUCACCGAUUGGCAGCUCUGGAGACCCCCCAAGGUGGACUCGAAGUCGGAGGAAUACGCGAAGACGCACCUCUCCGAGGACUUCAUCAAGAAGAUGGAGGAGUGGAAGAGGAUCAAGGCCAGCCGCUGGGAGGACCAGGAGUCGAGUUGCAGGGACCCUGGGAAGACAGGGAAGACCUGGAAGAACGUGGAGGACAAGGACUUCAGGGUCCUCGAGAGGGAGCUCGGCAAGAUCGAGCGAGAGCACCAGAAGAUCGAGAGGCAGAGGGAGAAGUUCCUGGACAGGGAGGCCAGGCUGUCAAAAUUGCGGAGGGUCGUAAGCUCGUCCCCCCAGAAGAAGGAGAUCCUGGUUCACACCUCGACAGGGUUUUACCGAUUCGAGGGCAUCUCCAGGAAGUUCACGAAGAAGCUCUACGAGUGGGAAAAGAGCCAAGGCAUCUCUCCAGAAUCCUCGACAUUUCGUCUCCUCCACCCUGCUACCAGAUGUCCCCUGGGGCUGACGACUGUGAACGCGAGCUACGAAUCGGGGGUUCGCCAGAUGCUGAAGAGAUCGAAAUCCGUGGGCAGCGUGGUGGAGGGUAGCGUCAGAGAAGAAACACCGAUCAGACAGCCUUCUAGCUUGUCUCUGAACGACGUGGAAAAUCUCGAAACGGAGUGCAUUGUCGACGACUCGCAAAUGGGAUCGGAGCCCGUCAUAACCGAGGAGGAGACGACGGAAGACAUCGCGGUGGACGACUCGGAGCCGGAAGCGAUGAUAGUCGACAUCGAGGACGUCAUCGAGGAGACGGCGAGCCCCAUGGCUGAACUUCGACCCCGUCAAACGCCGAUUUACUGCGUCGCUGCCAGCGAGACAACGAGCAUCGCCGUUCCCCUGGGGACAGUAACUGCCAGUCACGAGCCAUCUCCUGUUAUUUUGGUCCAGGCAGGAGAAGUCCGGCCCGUCAGCUCCCGUCCUAAAGGCCCGAAACAGGGAAGUCCUCUUCAGGGUACCCGGGCUCCUCCAGAGCGCGCCUCCACUUCCAAGGACUCCCUCGAAGGGGAUGCCUCCACUCCUGAAGAAGCUCCCCGGUCUAUCGACGUGCAAACCGAACACGAAAAUAGGACCGCGGGAGGGGACCAAAAUGGCGGCUCUGGUGCAAUUGGACGUCCUGAGGAGGGACCUUCCGAGGGAGGGCAGAGGGAACGGGACCUCGCCGAGGUCAAGAGAAUCAUCCAGGACUUCUGCAAGGCCAGCGGGGGUGCCUUGAGGGGUCAAGGGGACGUGUUGGAAGGGGAGGUGGGAGGUCCUGGAGAUUGUCGAUAUAGCGGGAAUCUGCUGGGAGCAGAGAUUCAGAGGGAAGAUUCCUGCCGUACCAACGACGGUACUCGUGACGGUACUUCCGACCCCGAAGAACAGAAUUCGGGAAGAUCUCCAAUGUCGAGCAAUGGGACCAAUAAAAGGAUCCACAGUGCAGAAAAUCUACCAAACGGCGAGUAUCGAGGUACGGGCACAGGACAAUCCCCACAAUUCAAGGAAAAAGUUCCACGCACGGAGGGUAAUUUAAAAGGAACCAAUGCGGAAAAUUGCAAGAAGAGGACGGCAGUCUUCAACGAGAAAGGCAUUGCAAGAAGGACGACAUCCUGUGGGAAGGACGGGAUUUCCAGGAUGCGUUUCGAGGAUCCUUUGGGUCCUAUGAUCGGCGCCGAAGAGGACGACGUAGUGAUAACAGUGGACCGAGAUAUUCGGCAGAAGAGGGUCCUGAAGACCAGACGCCUGACGGACACCCAAGUAGGAUACAAAUGGUGUGCAAAGGAAGUGGGAAACGAGGACAACAUCCAAGAGUCCUGCAGAAACGACGCCCUGACCGUGUCGGCGUUCUCGGACAACCCCAGCGUGGAGAAGAUCGUCAUAAACGAGAGCACCCUGAACAGGAUCGUCGUGAGAACGGCGAAUACGGAGACGAGGAGCAGCCAGGAUCAAACAAGGACGAACGCGGGGACCAGCGGGACCAAUGCAUUCUCCACGUUCCAAGACUCGUCCUCGAAGAAGGAGAGGAACGGGGCGACGAGGAACGUCUUCGUCAAGACGAAGAGGAUGAUCUUCUCGCCGUUCAGGAGAGACAGCAAGGGAAGGACGCCGGAGACCCAGGGGAACGAGGUCGAGGAGGAGGCUUCUUCGGGGCAGAUGCUGCAGAGUGGGGCCAGGACCUGCGAGGAGAGGAGCAGGUCGAACUCCGAGUUCCUUGGGGAUCCUAGGAGAAAAAAGAUGGACUUGGACCCCGAGAACGGGAAGGUAGACCUUGGGAUCAGAAAGAUGGACCUGGACCCCAGGAGGCCGCCCAUUCCGCAAUCUCCGGUACCUGCCAGGAAGGAAUACCGAAAGUCCUCCCCGAAGACCACCCCGGCGCCCAGUAUCCGGAUGAUGAUCCAGAGGUACAACCAGAAGCUGGAGGAUGCCGGAAGUCCCGGAAGUAGCGGAAGUGGGUCCCCGAUUUGGAGAUCACCAGCCAGCGAGAGAAGAGUCCGUACCAGGACGGAAAGGUACCAAGAAGAAGUGCGAAGAGCCAUCGAAGGCCACCCCAGGAACAAGGAGGUCUUCAAGAGCGCCAGUGCUGGCAUCAUCGGCAACGUAGGCGGGUCUUCGGGAUGGAUGGAGACUCCAGCAAAGCGUGAGAUCCUGAAGAGCACCAGUGCAAACUUCGGUGCGAUCUCGUCGUCCUCGAGCCUCUUCUCUUCCAGGAUAAACGUCCCCGUCGAAGACGCAUUGGACAUCUCCGCGACGUCCAGACGUUCCCCGAGUGCUGGGACCGAAAAAAAACACCUGGAGGAUCAACCUCCAGAAGGAUUCUCCCAGAGUAUCCUUCCUCGGGUCCCAACGAUGGAGGUUCCUUCCUCGACGAUCCCCAUGGGGAACCGUGGAAACGGAGGAACCAGGUCCGUGGUCUCAUCUAGGUCGUCGAUGUCGCAUCUGGACGCUGAAGAGGCUGUCCAAGAAGAGGGUGAACGGUCCUCUUCGAGGACCAGAGCGAUGAGGAUCCGUAGGGCCAAGCAGGACUUCCUUUCCCGAGGUCCUGGGUGCUACUCGCACGAUCCGCAGAUGCAUAGAGAGGAUGCCGAAGGGACCUCCAAGCUGGAGGAGCAAGACGAGGCGCCGAGGUCGGACCUCUUCAAGUCCGCCAGCGCGGGGAUGAUCAACGUAGAUCAAGAUACUUUUGAGAGGCUGAACCUAAACCGUGGGUACGAGUCCUUGCCGAGGGCCCCGAAGACUGGAGAACUGACCAGCAGGCUCGGCCAGAUCGCCAGUAGGUUCAGAAGGUCCAGGUUGAAGAGGUCCAAGGAUAAGGAGAGGGACGGGAGAAUGAGUGCCGUCUCAAUGCUCUGCAGACAGAGUCUUCUGGUGGACAUUCGGGAUCAGACCACGAAGAGUUGCCCGUCUACCCCUGCCUUCCAGAGAGAAGAGGAGGACGAGAAAGAGAGACUGGGGAAGCAUCGAGUGAGCCAUUGAGUGGCUUAAAAAAAUUAAAAAAGCCAUCGAGUGCCUUGAAGACUCCCGCGAGAAUUUCUUCAAGGAUGUCUUCACCCUUUCCUACGAGAUCUACUGUCUUUAACUUCCCAAGUGCGACUUUUGGACUCUUCACCGUCGACUCUGAAGAGCGCGGAAAAUACGACCCACGUCGUAGACUAGUCGAAGACGGCGUGAAAUACCUUUAGUGUCUCUUUAGUUCUCAACCAAGCUACCAAUUUGUACCAGAAGAGCGUCUCUGCUCUUCGCCAUAUUAAUUACGCGUUACGUAUUAGCUGUAAAUCCGGAGCACCGGCGAAUACAAGACAUUCUGGAGGUCGUA
This is a messenger RNA of Orussus abietinus, 6989 nucleotides long. RefSeq lists its product as uncharacterized. The record is from RefSeq and is a predicted model, not a curated record. The transcript is spliced from 15 exons. Bases 1160 to 6649 code for a protein of 1829 amino acids. Lineage: Eukaryota; Metazoa; Arthropoda; Insecta; Hymenoptera; Orussidae.